AUGGCCCUCGCCCACCUCAGCACCCUCGCAGACACUGUCCCAGUGGACGGAGUCACCAUGACCGCGCCGCGUAUGCGCCCGCGGCUAUCCUUCUGGACGCCAAUCGUGAUCAAGCGCUGGCAGGCUCGCCUCGGGAGCCAGGCUUUGACUGACCGUGAACUGCCAGGCGCGCCCUACCUACCUGUUCAGCCUUCGCCGGCUGAGUCGUCGCUUGUGGCGCCUACGUCUGUCGCGAUUAGCGAGGGGGUCUGGUUGCGCUCGCCACUCCAACCCAACAUACCUCUCCCGAUUACCCCCUCUGUGCCGGCCCAAGACACCCCAAAGGGGCUUCCCGCCAUUCCUACCAAAGCAUUGCCCUCGGCCUCACCCACCUCGACGGACCCAUCGCCGAUUUCCUCCCCCACCUGCACCGCAGAGGCAUUCACAACCAUCACCAUCAACACUGGGAGCGGCGGCCUCGACCGCAAGCUCUCGGUUUGCUCGACUUCUAGCUCUCGGUAUGCUGGGAUCCCUCGUCCGCUUCCCAGCGCCCCGAGCGGCCUGGUGGUUCAAGAGCCAACGGCUGCCACCGUUCUCCCGUCCUGGCUCACCUCGAGGAUGCCGAUGCCAAGACUGCCGGACGUGCCCCCGCGCCUCCCAGAGCUCGACUUCAGUGCGUCUCGCCGGCCCAUGACGCCACUGUAUCAGGACGUCAGGCUUUGUACCAAGUCAGACGUCCUGCCUGGGUCGCUCCUCUCCCCCUAA
Cutaneotrichosporon cavernicola is the source of this 744-nucleotide messenger RNA. RefSeq lists its product as uncharacterized. The transcript has a single exon. The record is from RefSeq and is a predicted model, not a curated record. Lineage: Eukaryota; Fungi; Basidiomycota; Tremellomycetes; Trichosporonales; Trichosporonaceae. The coding region runs from base 1 to 744 and encodes 247 amino acids.